AUGGGAUGGAACACUUGGAACAAAUACAACUGCCAGAUUAGUGAGGAUAUCAUAAAGUCAAAUGCAGACGAAAUUGUCAAUCUAGGUCUUGACAAACUUGGAUAUGUUUAUGUAAACAUUGAUGACUGCUGGUAAAUCAAAGAUAGAGACGCCCAGAAUCACGUUUAAUACGACAAGACUAAAUUCCCUAAUGGAAUGAAGGCAAUUGGAGACUACCUGCAUUCUAAAAAUCUUAAGUUUGGAAUCUACUCCUCAGCUGGCACAAUGACCUGCUAAUAAAGAGCUGGAUCUCUAGAUUUUGAGACAAUCGAUGCAGCUGAUUAUUAUGCAUGGGGCGUUGACUACCUCAAGUAUGAUAACUGCUACAAUUAAGGCAGAAAAGCUGUUGAAAGAUACACCAAAAUGAGAGAUGCUUUGUUGGCCUAACCUAAACAAAUUUAUUACUCAAUCUGCAACUGGGGUGAGGAGGAUACCUGGAAAUGGGCUAAGGAUAUCGGCAAUUCCUGGAGGACUACCGGUGAUAUCAGCAAUUCUUGGAGUUCCAUGAGAGUCAAUUACCUUUAAAGUUCUCAACAUCCAGAAAUUGCUGGUCCAGGGGGCUGGAAUGAUCCAGAUAUGCUUGAGAUUGGAAAUGGCGGUAUGAGUCUGGUCGAAGAAAAAAGUCAUUUCGCAUUGUGGGCUUUUGUAAAAUCUCCUUUGAUUUUAGGGUGCGAUCUUACAAAGUUAUCCACAGAUUAAAUUGCUAUCAUCUCAAAUCAAAACAUCAUUAAGCUGAAUCAAGAUUCACUAGGUCAGCAAGCUAAGUGCGUACAAGGAUGCAAUGGAAACAUCGAAGUUUAUCAAGCAUAUCACAAUGACCUUGGUGGAUACUACGGUCUUUUAGUUGUCAACUGGUCUGAUUGGUUCUCUCAAUCAAUUGAGAUUGAUUUCUUAGUUGCUGGAGUUACCAAUAAAGCUAAUGAUACUUGCAAAUUGGUUGAUCUCUGGACUGGCCAAGUUAUUGGAACAUUCACAUCUAAGUAUUACGCCUCUGGUAUUGCAAUUCAUGAUCACUUAGCUCUCAAAGUUACUUGCUCAACCACCGCUUCCAAAGUUUAAAACAGAUAUCAAGUUAAAUAUACAUGA
This is a messenger RNA of Stylonychia lemnae, 1125 nucleotides long. The record is from the annotation of a GenBank genome assembly. NCBI's taxonomy places the organism in Eukaryota, Ciliophora, Spirotrichea, Sporadotrichida, Oxytrichidae.